Messenger RNA from Darwinula stevensoni, 3836 nucleotides. The record is from the annotation of a GenBank genome assembly. Lineage: Eukaryota; Metazoa; Arthropoda; Ostracoda; Podocopida; Darwinulidae.
AACUACAUUCAGAUCGAGGAUUAUGAAUGGUACAAGGUGGAGCAGUCUGGGAUUCAGAAAGGAAAACAGAAAGAAUGCCAUGCUCUGGCUAAGAGCUAUAAAGGCCAAUGGUCAGAACUUCUCAAGGGUUCCUCAUUCUGGACAAAAUCUGAAAAGGACAAUGGGUGCAUCCCUGUGGAAAGCAUGGGACCUUACACCACCUGGGACCUUACACUACCUCGUGGACAUCGUCAGGCCCUGUCGGUAUUUUCUCUAACAUUCGAUUGGAAGCAGCCUCAUUUGUUAGGCCUGCAUAUAGGCCUCCCUGGUGUUUUUAUCAUGGAUAUUGAUGAGCUAGUGGCGAAAGACUGUGACGGUGAAAAGCCGAGGCGUGGGAAAGCUAAGAAAGUGCCAAGAGGAUUUGACUUCUCAAAACAUGGAAAGCGUCAUGUUGCAUUCUGGAUCAAGUAUCUUGGUUGGGAUUUCCAAGGCUUUGUUGUACAAGAUGACACUGAACAGACAAUCGAAGCAGCACUCUUUCAGGCGUUUGCCAAAACGAAGCUUGUCGAGAGCAGGCAGACUUCGAAUUAUCACAGGUGUGGACGCACCGACAAAGGAGUCUCUGCCUUUACUCAGGUGAUAUCUCUGGAUGUGAGGAGUAAUGCUAAGGAUGGUGUGGGUGUUAUAACCCCAAAUCCAUCAAUGUCAAGUGGAUCAGAAGAACUGAACUACAGUUACAUGCUAAACCGAGUGCUUCCUCAUGAGAUACGUGUCAUAGCAUGGGCUCCAGUUGAAUCCAGUUUUUCUGCACGGUUCAACUGCGUGCAGAGGACCUACAAAUACUUCAUACCUCGAGGGAAUCUUAAUAUUGAAGAAGCUGCCCUAUCCUUGAUCGGAGAGCAUGAUUUCCGGAACUUGUGCAAAAUGGAUGUGAACAAUGGAGUCUUGACCUACACAAGGAAGAUCUCUUCUGUCACACUGGAUCUAACAAAGGGGACAGAAGACUCAGACCAACAAAGUCCCUAUGAUCUCUUCGUCCUGACCAUUGAAGGCCAGGGUUUCUUAUGGCACCAAAUUCGGUGCAUUGUGGCCAUCCUGCUUCUCAUUGGAGAGGGGAAGGAGGACUCAUCUGUGAUACAAGAGCUCUUGGACAUCUCCAAAAACCCAUGGUUAAAGCUUUUUCUUUUCAGCAAGCCAGUGUAUGCAAUGGCACAUGAGCUCUCACUCUGUCUCUUUGAUGCUCAGUUUGAUGGUUUGGAGUGGCAAUUUGAUGAGCUAGCUCUCAAAACUGUGAUUCUAGAACUCCAAGAAGCUUGGGCUAGGCAUGCCAUCAAAGCCGAGAUGAUCAGGAGCAUGUUGGGUCAUUUGGAGCCCCAAUUGCCCAAGUCUGCGAAAGGCCAGGCAUUGUGGCUGCAGACCGGCGUGUUGCCACGAAACUACACCCCGCUUCUUCAGAGACAGAAAUGUGAGAGCCUGGAGACUCGCAUUGCCUGUGUGAACGAGAGGAAGAAACGAAAGCUCCAGGAAAAUGAGUGUCUUCAGACUACACCCUGUGAAAACAGUAUGCGCCGACGUGAUGAGUUGCGCAACAGCCCACACUCACAGCGAGCUUGCCUCAGCCCUGCUCGAAGACCACAACCCACGUUGACCAAGCGAGGGACCAUGGGACCAGGAUGCUGGAUCCGGUCCCUUGGGUCUCCUCGCCACGUCGACUUGUCGUUUGCUCAAGACACGAGACUUUUCGAGUGCCACCUCGACAUCGUGAUGACUCACCCGAAGCCUACCCGCAAGUUCCUGACAAAGCUUCAGAAAUUGGGCGUCUUCACGGAGGAAGAGCGGCUAGCCGACGUCGAAAUCGGUUGGUGGAAUGGCAAUGCCAGGAUAGGAGGUUUCCUGGACUGGUUCUCCACUCAUGUCAAGCCCGACCAUAUUGUUCCACCAGAUGUUGCCAGAGAGUUUGAGCUGUUGCAGGAGGAAGGGAAUGUAUUGGAGAAGGAAGAGCUUGAGAUUGCACUACAAGAGUAUGAGGAUCUUGACGAGGAUGAAGAAGAUGAUUCUGCAAAGCUGGAGCUCAUUCGUAACAGCCUGAUGGAGCAAAUUACUAGCUUGAAUGCAUCACAGAAGAAACUGAUGCAUCAACGCCAAAUCCUCAUCCAAGAAGAAGAAGCCUUGAGGCUGAAGCGGGAAGUGCUCUUGAGAAGAAAGUCUGAACGAGAGAAGGAGGACGACAAGAAGAAACGAGAUGUACGUUGGGUUUCAGAGCUCAUAGAGAGGGAAAUCAAAGACAGCUGCCGAAUCCUUGGUGAAACAAAGGCACUUGUCUCAUCCUUUGGCCAACAUGAUUCCAGGAGGAAAUCCUUCAAAGUUUCGGGGAUCUUCAGUGCACACCUUGCUUCAUAUGAAGAGAAGGAGAAACGACUCCUUGUCUCCCUAAACACUUACGCUGCACAGAAUAGAUUCAGCAUGUUGUCAACUUAUGAAGAGAAGGGAAAAGUGCCAGACAUUGCUAUGCUGACUCUCAAUAGUGAGGCAAGUACCUCCACUUCCUUCAAGGAAGGAGAUCGCCUAAAGCAGUUCAACUUCAUUAGGACUGCAUGGUUGUGCAACAAAAGGAAGGAAAUAAAGCUUUUUGCUGAAAGAGGAGCUGCAUUGAUGCAGCUCUCAGUGGCUCGCCAGCUCCUGCAGCAGGUCCAGCUAGGAGCAUUGCCAUCUGACCCUCAGAUCCUACAGGAGCAGAUUUCAUGCUUCAAGAAAGAACUGCUAAACAUUGAGGUGGCCAAUGCGGAUCUGUGGGAAAAGGCUGAGGCACUCCUGAGGGAAUGUGAGAAUGUAUACCCCAUGUCUGUGAUAUGUGGAGACUAUUUAUCGGAGGAGCAGAAGGGAAGGAGGCAGUUGGAGGUGCUGCUCCCCCUGCGAGCCCUGCUUCUGGCAGCCUGUGCACGGCACCUCUGGCUCUGCCUCCUCCUCAAAGGGGAGUAUUUUGCCCUCCAGGAUCUUCAUGAGAAAGUCAGCAGUACAUUGGAGCAUUUUGAAGCUCUCUCCAAGAUUGUGGAUUACAAAAAGGAAAGCUCUGGCAGGCAGAGAGCCUCAAAGUCGGUGGACGAAGACCCGUUGUUAUACGCACUCAACAGGAUCUUGUCCGAACUGGAUGGGUCGACCUUGGGGGCUUCCUUGCCACGUGUCCUUUGUGGCAUCCAGGAGCUAAGAGCCUCCCUGGAACGAAUCCAGGAUGAGAAUCGUGGGAGCAUCUCUCGCCUCUUUUUGCACCUCCAGGCCAGAUGUAAGGAAGGCAGGCAGGCAGAGCGGGCAUGGAAGGAGACACAGAAGGUGCCCAAUCGACCUCGGUCCGCCUCCUCUUCGGCCGACGAAGCGACUGCCGUGCUGGCCGAAGCCUUGAAGAAGGUGGAGCUGCUGGAGGCAAAACAAGUUGCAGUCGAAGCUGCUGAGAGGAGAUCAGAAGGAGUCUGGGAAGAGUUGAACCGGAAGAUCUGGAUCUGGUUUCACUCUGACCCGGAGAGAUUGAAGCAGGAGCUGGAGUUCCUUGAGAAGCAACUGAGGCUGGAGGAGCAACUGUGGUCAAAGUAAAUCUCAUUCCUGUAUCAGCUGAUGAUCAUAUGUUAUUUCCCAGUGCCUCAGACUUCCUGAAUCGUGUCGUGCUCGUUAAAUGUUCCCGCUUCAUUGAUAUUCCUUGUGGAAUUUUUGUCCAUUUUCUAAUUCUAACAGCUAUGAUUGAAAAUGUGUGGGAUGCUGCAAUCUCUGGUUUACAUUAUGUUCUAUAUUCUUCCUGUGUUGGAUUUUCUGGAUGAUUUUCCUUCGAAUAUUUCCUCUCCUGCCACGCUUCCCACCUGCGUUGAAUG